GUUGCUAAUGAAUGGUAGCUGUAUACAUUAAUUGUAGGUUUAUAAUUGUUUAGGAUUUGUAUACUUCCUGUCACUGAAAUUGAAAGCAGCUGUUUGAAAUAUAAAUACUGUAAUUGAACUUCUGUGAAGUUUUAGCAGUAGGAAGAGGGAAGGCUUUCAUUUGACACAAGAAAAAAAUAUUCAAGGGGAUGAGUUAGAAACGGCAUGGUAGUGCGUCUUGGAUUGUGUAACUAAACUUCAAAACUCCUUUUUUCAUCUCUUAACAGGCAAGUAAGUGUUCCUUCUUGAGAGUUGCUAUGAGUUGAGGCUGCUGCUGUAGUGUCUCUUAAUAACUUGUUUUGUUUGUAAGCAUGCUACAUGUGCUUUCCUUUCAGUAAACCAGAAGGGCGUAAAGAUCUGUUGGAGGUUAGAGUGUACUUUAAAAUGGUUGCAACUAGCAAUUUAAGCAGUAAAAGCACUGCAUGCAUUUCAGAAUUGCUAUACCAAGGCUUUCACCACGCAAACAUAAGCGACUUUGACUACUGGGAUUACGUUGUGCCUGAACCCAACCUUACUGAGGUGGUGUUUGAGGAGAGAACCUGUCAGAGUUUAGUUAAAAUGUUGGAGAACUGCCUAUCCAAAUCAAAGCAGACCAAACUUCACUGCUCAAAGGUUCUGAUACCAGAAAAACUAACCAAGAAAAUAGCUCAAGAUGUAUUGCGGCUUUCUUCAACUGAGCCCUGUGGUUUGAGAGGUUGCAUUAUCCAUGUCAAUUUAGAAACUGGAAAUGUAUGUAAAAAGCUGGAUAAGAUUAUCUAUGACCCCAGUGUUGUUCCUACUUUUGAACUGACACUUGUGUUUAAGCAGGACUGUUGCUCAUGGUCCAGUUUCAGGGACUUUUUCUUUACCCGAGCUUGUUUCACAUCUGGCAGCAAAUGUACUCUGAUUCUGAGUCCUGGGUUUCGGCUUAUUAAAAAAAAACUUUACUCCUUGAUUGGGACAGUCAUUGAAGAAUGCUAGAAAUCUUGUUGCAUGUUUAAAACUGUGUCUGAAUUUUUAAGAGGUACCUUGCUUUACAGUUUGAUUUCAUGCACAGCAACCAUUGUGCUCUGUAUGGGCUAUGCAAACACCCCAAUGUGUAAGCCUUCAAGUUGGCAUAAGAUCUUCCUAGUGCAGCUAACUGACUGCCUUUACUGGGUGUGCAAAAAAGGUGAGAACAAAGCUAACUUUUUACUUGAAACUUACGGUUGGCAUCUAGUUGACCUGUCCUGCGGUCAGCCUAGUAAUUGUUACUGGCCAUUUUUCUAUAGAAAGUUCUUAUGCCAUGGAAAUAACUCUACCAGCAUAGGUUUAUAGUUCCAAAAGGUUCUUGUUAAAAUAGUGUUCAGCUAAUUACAUUUAGUGGAUGUUAAACUCCCCUGCCCAAACCAAGAAAUGGAUCUUGCAUCUUAAAAGGUAGCAGGCUGAUCAACCUGGUGCAAAAGUAAAUAUUUUACAAUUUUUCCUAGGGGUUAUGUAGCAAACAGAAUUUGCACUGCAAUCUCAGCAAUGUGCACUUUUAAACUUUUUGAAGUGUUAAGGGGCAAAUGACUAGUCAAAACAAUAGUCAGUUGUGUUUGAAUAUUUUUGCUUUUUUAAAAACUGGAAAACAAUGCGAUUUGGGUAGAUGGAUUUAAAAGUAAGAUAACUUCUCAAGCAGAAAUGCUAAAUCAUUUUCUUGAAAACACUUGCCUACCUCAUACUUAAUUUUGAAAAUGGAAUAUGUCUGCACUCAGUGUUGCCCUCUUUUACUGGGCAGAAAACUGAAUCCUACUAUUCCCUUGCCAUAUCCCUUCUUCCAAGUGGAACCAAGAAACACUUUUGUUUGUUCUCUCACUAGCUUUUCUCCAAAGUCUGGAGGAUUUUUUUUUUUUCUGUUCUGGCAUGGUAGCUCAAGCUCUUCAGAGGAUACCUCAUGGGGGUUUCAGUUCUCCACACCAUCAUAGUGGCCCACUUUGGUUCUGGAAUGGCCUGGCAGUUUCUUCCUUUCAUGAGCCUGCCCUCUUCAUUUCUCCAAGGUAGCUAAAGUUUAGCUAGUGUUCAACCUGAUGCUUACGUUGCUGCUCGAAUGUCUUUCCCCGCUUUCCCCUCAUCUUCCCUAAAGACUUCCAUUUCAAUUUUACACCACUACUGCAGAAAAUUAACUAGUCGUCUCCCCAUGCUCAAACAAGCUGACUAGUUGGCCUAGAUAAAACACAGGAAUUUUCAAAAGACCAUGAACUGAAAUAGUGACUGUCACUGUCUGUAACUGAUGCAACAUCUUUCAGAUCUGGCCAGGGGCAGAUAUUAACACUAUGCAAUAUGGGGGUGAGGGGGUAGAGGCUUGCCUAAUCUUUUAGUCUAUUUUCCCUGCUAUGUUUCUCAGUAACAGUUGUCUGGCUAUGUGCCACUCUUUUGAGGGGGGGGAAAAGCUGAAAGGUGCACCGUGUCUUGGUUGCUGGCACUUAAUCAUCUUCCAAGAAACCUAUCAACAGAUAAUAGAGGGAAACUACCUUGGCAGACAUGUGCCAAGUGUCUUGGCUCCUAGCAGUCAUUCUCUUGAAGACUUAUCUUGCAAGUACUUAAGUUAUAUCAACAUGUAUGAAACACUUCUGGCACAAUUUGACACUUACCAAGUGUGUGGUGGAGGAGGGGGAAGUG
Messenger RNA from Terrapene triunguis (Three-toed box turtle), 2658 nucleotides. RefSeq names its product DNA damage inducible transcript 4 like (gene DDIT4L). Gene Ontology annotation, biological process: negative regulation of signal transduction. The transcript has 3 exons. Lineage: Eukaryota; Metazoa; Chordata; Testudines; Emydidae. The record is from RefSeq and is a predicted model, not a curated record. Gene Ontology annotation, cellular component: cytoplasm. Bases 358 to 999 code for a protein of 213 amino acids.